Populus euphratica (Euphrates poplar) is the source of this 4273-nucleotide messenger RNA. Its product is annotated as TMV resistance protein N-like. NCBI's taxonomy places the organism in Eukaryota, Viridiplantae, Streptophyta, Magnoliopsida, Malpighiales, Salicaceae. Bases 322 to 4134 code for a protein of 1270 amino acids. The transcript is spliced from 6 exons. The record is from RefSeq and is a predicted model, not a curated record. Gene Ontology annotation, molecular function: protein binding; ADP binding. Gene Ontology annotation, biological process: signal transduction; defense response.
UGUGCGUGGCCCCACCCCUGCUCUUGACAGGAAGGUGCCUCUGCUGUCCAAUGCGCGUUCGAUAUCCUUUUCAUUUCUCUUUUUGCUUUUUCUCCACCGAAACUCCAUCUUCUUUACAGUGUAAACUUACCAGUACGAGUUCUUGACCUCAAGGAACCGGAAAAAAAUUCGACGUCAUUGGGCUUGGCUAGAUCUUGUGCCUCUUUAGCCAACACUUACCACACGGAGCAGGCCUUACACGCGUGGAAAGCAAUUGCUGAACCAAGCGAGCUAGUUGAGGCCAGAAGGGAUCGGUACUAGUUUAUCGCUUUAGGGAUUUUCAUGGCUUCCACCAGCGUGCAAGGGAUAACCUCAUCUUCAUCUUAUCCUCCUCCACUAUAUAUGCAUGAUGUGUUCCUUAGUUUUAGAGGCAAAGACACCCGGAACAACUUUACUAGUCAUCUAUAUUCUAAUCUGGCACAGAGAGGCAUCGAUGUGUACAUGGAUGAUAGGGAGCUCGAGAGAGGAAAGACCAUCGAACCUGCUCUCUGGAAGGCCAUCGAAGAAUCAAGGUUUUCUGUCAUUAUAUUUUCAAGAGAUUACGCUUCUUCACCAUGGUGCUUGGAUGAACUUGUCAAGAUUGUUCAGUGCAUGAAAGAGAUGGGGCAAACUGUUCUGCCAGUUUUUUAUGAUGUGGAUCCCUCAGAGGUAACCGAGCGGAAACGGAAAUAUGAGGAAGCCUUCGGUGAGCAUGAACAAAAUUUCAAGGAAAACUUGGAGAAGGUCCGGAAAUGGAAAGAUUGUCUCUCUACGGUGGCCAAUCUAUCUGGCUGGGACGUCCGGAAUAGGAAUGAAUCGGAAUCAAUUAAAAUAAUUGCUGAAUACAUAUCGUACAAACUAAGCGUCACUCUGCCAACAAUUAGCAAAAAAUUAGUUGGAAUAGAUUCUCGUGUAGAGGUAUUAAAUGGCUAUAUAGGUGAAGAAGUAGGCAAAACAAUCUUCAUAGGGAUUUGCGGAAUGGGUGGCAUAGGUAAGACGACUGUUGCAAGGGUAGUAUAUGAUAGGAUUCGUUGGCAAUUUGAAGGCAGCUGCUUCUUAGCAAGUGUCAGAGAAGUUUUUGCUAGGGAAGAUGGACAACGUCGUUUGCAGGAACAACUUCUUUCUGAAAUCUUAAUGGAACGUGCUUCUGUAUGUGAUUCUUCUAGAGGGAUUGAGAUGAUAAAGCGGAGGUUACGACUUAAAAAGAUUCUUCUUAUCCUUGAUGAUGUAGAUGACAAAGAACAACUAGAAUUCUUGGCUGAGGACCCUGGAUGGUUUGGUCCAGGGAGCAGAAUUAUCAUAACAAGCAGAGAUACAAAUGUGUUAACCGGAAAUGAUGAUACUAAAAUUUAUGAGGCUGAAAAAUUGAAUGAUGAUGAUGCUCUCAUGUUGUUUAGCCAGAAAGCUUUCAAAAAAGACCAACCUGUUGAAGAUUUCUUGGAUCUAUCCAAGCAAGUUGUGGGUUAUGCUAAUGGCCUUCCGCUGGCUCUUGAAGUUAUAGGUUCGUUUUUGAAUGGAAGACUUGUCGAUCAAUGGAAAAGUGCGAUUAGUAGAAUGAAUGAGAUUCCUCACGGAAAAAUUAUUGAUGUGCUUCGCAUUAGUUUUGAUGGUCUCCAUGAAUCAGAUAAGAAAAUAUUUUUAGACAUUGCAUGUUUCCUGAUGGGGUUUAAAAUUGAUCGAAUAACAAGGAUACUUGAAAGCCGUGGAUUCCAUGCAGGUAUUGGAAUACCAGUUCUUAUUGAGAAAUCUCUUAUAAGUGUUUCUCGGGAUCAAGUCUGGAUGCAUAAUUUAUUACAGAUAAUGGGUAAGGAAAUUGUUCGUUGUGAAUCCCCUGAAGAGCCUGGAAGGCGCAGUAGAUUGUGGACAUACGAGGAUGUCUGCCUUGCACUGAUGGACAGCACAGGAAAAGAAAAAAUAGAAGCCAUUUUCCUGGACAUGCCUGGAAUAAAAGAAGCACAAUGGAACAUGAAAGCCUUCUCUAAAAUGAGCAAACUAAGAUUGCUCAAAAUCGACAGCGUGCAACUUUCUGAAGGACCUGAAGAUCUUUCCAAUAAGCUACGAUUUCUUGAAUGGCAUUCUUACCCUUCAAAAUCAUUGCCAGCUGGUUUACAGGUGGAUGAGCUAGUUGAACUUCACAUGGCUAACAGUAGCAUUGAGCAAUUAUGGUAUGGGUGUAAGAGUGCAGUUAAUUUGAAAAUCAUCAAUCUCAGCAACUCACUAAACCUGAUCAAGACUCCAGAUUUUACUGGAAUUCCGAAUCUCGAGAACCUAAUUCUUGAAGGUUGUACAAGUUUGUCUGAGGUCCAUCCAUCACUUGCACGUCACAAAAAGCUUCAACAUGUGAAUCUUGUGCAUUGCCAAAGUAUUAGGAUUCUCCCGAGCAACCUUGAAAUGGAAUCACUUAAAGUUUUCACUCUUGAUGGCUGCUCAAAACUUGAGAGGUUUCCAGAUAUAGUGGGAAACAUGAACUGUUUGAUGAAGCUUCGUUUGGACGGGACUGGUAUUGCUGAACUAUCUUCGUCAAUUCGUCUUUUGAUUGGCUUAGGUCUAUUGAGCAUGACCAACUGCAAGAACCUUGAAAGCAUUCCGAGUAGCAUAGGUUGCUUGAAAUCCCUUAAAAAACUUGAUCUGUCUUGCUGUUCUGCACUUAAAAAUAUACCAGAGAAUUUGGGAAAAGUUGAAAGUUUGGAGGAGUUUGAUGUAAGUGGAACUUCAAUAAGACAAUUGCCAGGAUCCGUUUUUCUUUUAAAGAAUCUUAAAGUGUUAUCUUUGGAUGGAUGCGAAGGAAUAGCUGUGCUGCCUUCUUUGUCUAGUCUGUGUUCUUUAGAAGUACUGGGUUUACGCGCUUGCAAUCUAGGAGAAGGGGAACUUCCUGAAGAUAUUGGCUACUUCUCUUCAUUGAGGUCUUUAGAUCUGAGCCAGAAUAACUUCGUUAGCCUGCCUAAAGCCAUAAAUCAGCUUUCUGAACUGGAAAUGCUUGUCUUGGAGGAUUGCACGAGGCUUGCAUCUUUGCCUGAGGUUCCAUCUAAAGUUCAAACAGUAAAUUUGAAUGGUUGUAUAAAUCUAAAAACAAUUCCAGAUCCGAUAAAUUUAAGCAGUUCCAAAAGAUCAGAGUUCCUUUGUCUUAACUGCUGGGAAUUGUACAAUCAUAAUGGCCAAGACAGCAUGGGCUGGACCAUGCUUCAAAGAUACCUUCAGGGUUUGUGGAAUCCAAGACCUGGAUUUGGUAUCGCUGUUCCAGGAAAUGAAAUUCCAGGCUGGUUUAACCAUCGAAGCAAGGGAUCUUCAAUUAGUGUGCAAGUGCCUAGUGGGAGCAUGGGGUUUGUUGCGUGUGUUGCAUUCAAUGCAAAUGAUGAAAGUCCUUCUCUUUUUUGUCAUUUCAAUGCCAAUGGAAGAGAGAAUUAUCCUUCGCCGAUGUGUAUUAAUUUUAAAGGCCGUCUCUUUUCAGAUCAUAUCUGGCUAUUCUAUCUAUCUUUUGAUUACCUUAAAGAGCUUCAAGAAUGGCGGCAAGAAUCCUUUAGCAACAUUGAGUUGUCGUUUCAUUCUUACGAGCAAGGAGUGAAGGUGAAGAAUUGUGGUGUCUGUUUGUUAUCUUCUCUAUAUAUGAAACCACAAACAUCUGCCCAUUUUAUUGUCACAAGCAAAGAAGCAGCUUCUUCAUAUAAAGAUUCUUUAGCUUUUUCUUCGUCGUACCAUGAAUGGAUGGCCUAUGUCUUCCCUGUCACCAGUGUCGCAGACGCUACUGAUGCUUUCACCUAUGGAUUCAUUAUGCCAGUCGAGAAGGAACCAGAGAAAGUAAUGGCAAUUAGAUCAAGACUCUUUGAGGCCAUUGAAGAAUCAGGGAUGUCAAUUAUUAUAUUUUCUAGAGAUUGUGCUUCUUUACCUUGGUGCUUUGACGAACUUGUCAAGAUUGUCGGAUACAUGGAUGAGAUGAGAUCGGACACUGUGUUUCCAGUUUCUUAUGAUGUCGAACAAUCAAAGAUGGAUGAUCAAACAGAGAGUUAUACAAUUGUCUUCGAUAAGAAUGAAGAAAAUCUCAGGGAAAACGAGGAGAAGGUACAAAGAUGGACGAAUAUUCUCAGUGAAGUUGAGAUUUCAUCUGGAUCAAAAAGGUAAUAAUUACUUAUUCAUCUGGAUCGAAAAGAUAAUAAUUACUUCGAAAAGUUGCUUUCAGAAGAACUGAAUGUCAACAAAUCUAUGAUCUUUCUAAAUGGAGUGGGAAAACACCGUGCAAGUUCACAGUGUGGUUACAGUU